Molecule: messenger RNA, 1260 nt
Organism: Thyridium curvatum
Lineage: Eukaryota; Fungi; Ascomycota; Sordariomycetes; Thyridiales; Thyridiaceae
Exons: 4
Coding region: 1-1260 (419 amino acids)
Source: RefSeq, a predicted model, not a curated record
AUGGAUCCCGCCGACCUUGUGACUGGCGUUGAGGGCGACCUGCAAAAUACUGUUGUUCUAGAACCUGGAUUCAAGGCCAGAGACACCACAUUCGCCAGGAAGCCCACUGCACCUAACGAUAGUCUAAGUCGAUGGGAGGUCCCGACCCCCUCGAACCGACCUGGAGCAUCCUCGAGCAAAAAGAGGCGCCUGCAAGAUGAAUUCAACAGGGACGAGAAUGAGGAUGACGCUGGGAAUUAUGCCAAACCUCCACCCUCUGGACAGGCAGGUGCACGAGGACAGAAAUUCGCUUGUCCAUUCCGCAAGCACGAUCCUGUGGCAUAUUGUCUGGCUGAUCAUACCAUCUGCGCUGCAUCAAGCUGGCCUAGUACAGCACGGCUCAAAGAGCAUUUGUAUCGCUGUCACAUGCCAAUCUUCUGCCCAAGAUGCAAAGCAUUGUUCAGGACCAAGCCCGCUUUGGACAAGCACUUAAUGAUUGCGGUGGCCGAUGUUUGUGAAGUACGGGACUGCCCACCCCCAGCAGGUAUCACUAUUGAACAAGAGAAGGAGCUUAAGUCGCGGAAGAAGUCAAGCCCUGGUCAAAGUGAGGAGGAUAAGUGGAACAAUAUCUACAGUCUCCUAUUCCCAACAGAGGCCACACCUUCGUGCUACUUUGAGCCAAUCCGGGAACCUGGCCGUUACUCACACGGUGCCGACGAUCUGGAUGGUUUAGAGUGCUAUCUUCGAUGCCGAGUUCCCCAGCUAGUCAGCACGACCCUAGAUGAGAAAGCACGUCAACACCAGAGGCCUCUCCAGGCCCAGAUGCUCGGUAUCAUCCAUGAAAUUACGCAGGACUGCGUGGAGCAAGCAUGUCGAGAGUUCAAAAGAUGCCGUGGCACAGAACCCAAUCAUGUGGUACCGAAGCAGCAGGAGCUGAAAACAAGGUCGGAUGCUGUGCAGGAAGCACAUGCAGACCCUCUUCGCCUUCUCGAAGAGUCCGGCUCGAGCUUACAAAACUUCGAGGCACAAGAUCAGUUUGCUGGCAUCAUAUUCGAAGAUUGCAACCAUGAAUCGACGCAAUUCUCGGAAAACAUCACCAGAACGCCUCAGCAGGUGGAUGGCCGUUUUGAACAGGUCGACACAACACGACAGCAGCUCCGGAUCGGUGACGCUGUCAGUACGAACGCCUCAAACUCGGGCCACUGCGCGUUCUGCUAUAAUUCUCAUGAAGGUUCAUGCGUGUUUGAUUUUGACCCCGCACUUUUUAUGAAGACUAUAUAG